This is a messenger RNA of Venturia canescens, 4129 nucleotides long. It is a transcript of the gene Hsc70Cb, whose product is annotated as heat shock protein 70Cb. Gene Ontology annotation, biological process: protein folding. Lineage: Eukaryota; Metazoa; Arthropoda; Insecta; Hymenoptera; Ichneumonidae. The coding region runs from base 331 to 2925 and encodes 864 amino acids. The transcript has 13 exons. Gene Ontology annotation, molecular function: ATP binding; ATP-dependent protein folding chaperone. Gene Ontology annotation, cellular component: cytosol; nucleus. The record is from RefSeq and is a predicted model, not a curated record.
GCCAAGUGCAUGGUCGUGAGAUCGCGGCUUAUUUCCAGGCAGUCUAUAAAUCCGAGUGUCUAUCACGGUAUCGUCGGGAGACAUUAGUUCCAAUUUUUCGUGUAUUUUUUCGUGGAAUUCUUCAUCACAGCGAGUAAUACCGAAUAGAAGUUCAAUCUUACGAGAAUAUCGACCUAUUUUCAAAAAAACCAGAGUAAACUUUAGUAUACGACUGGGCUUAAAGAAAAGAGACAAAAAAACGAAAAAAAAUUGCCUCUUGAACAGGAGAAUCAAACGCGAUCGUCUAUCAACUGUUUAAUACCGCAACCGCGGAUAGAGAGACAAUCAGUCAUGGCUGCUAUGUCCGUGAUUGGAAUUGACUUUGGCAACGAGAGCUGCUAUGUCGCCGUUGCUAGAGCCGGCGGUAUAGAAACGAUCGCCAAUGAUUACAGCCUACGCGGCACUCCAUCAUGCGUGGCAUUCAGUGGAAAGAAUCGAAUCCUUGGAGUUGCAGCCAAGAAUCAAAUGGUGACGAAUAUGAAAAAUACUAUUUAUGGAUUCAAACGAUUAUUAGGAAGAAAAUACAACGACCCACAGGCCCAGAGAGAACUUCGCUCACUGUCAUACAAAACUAGCCCACAGCCGGAUGGUUCGAUUGGUAUUCAUGUACAAUAUUUGGGAGAAGAGCACAUUUUUUCACCGGAGCAAAUAACGGCAAUGCUCUUUACAAAAUUAAAAGAAAUAUCCGAAACAGCCUUGCAAACUGUCGUGAAUGAUUGUGUGAUUUCCGUACCAUCGUAUUUCACCCAAAAUGAGAGACAAGCUCUUUUGGAUGCAGCUCGCAUUGCUGGCCUUAAUGUCCUACGUCUCCUCAACGAGACAACAGCCACUGCGCUGUGUUAUGGUAUCUACAAGCAGGAUUUACCAGCAAUUGAUGCACCACCUCGAAACGUUGUUUUCGUUGACGCAGGUUAUGCCAGUCUUCAAGUGAGCGUGUGUGCUUUCCACAAAGGAAAACUCAAGAUGCUGGCGAGUGCAGCGGACAGUAACCUCGGUGGACGCGAUAUCGACAUCAUCCUCGCGGACCAUUUUUGCAAAGACUUCCUAGCGCGUUACAAAAUCGACGCUCACACGAAUCCACGUGCCUAUCUACGUCUCCUUGCCGAAGUGGAGAAACUUAAAAAACAAAUGUCCGCUAACUCGACAAAACUUCCACUGAACAUCGAGUGUUUCAUGGACGAGAAAGACGUCCAUGGUGAUAUGCAGCGUCCGGAUAUGGAACAAAUGUGCGCUCAUAUUUUCAAACGCGUCGAGGCAACGUUUAGACAAUGUCUUCUCGAUUCAAAAUUAAAACUGGACGAGAUACAUUCGGUGGAAUUGGCUGGAGGGUCGAGUCGAGUCCCAUUAAUUAAAAAAUUGGUUGAGGAAGUUUUCUGCAAGCCACCGUCGACGACUUUGAACCAAGAUGAAUCCGUAGCUCGUGGUUGCGCUCUCCAGUGCGCGAUGCUCAGUCCAGCGGUGAGAGUCCGUGAUUUCUCGGUCACUGACAUUCAGCCCUAUGCAAUCAAAAUCGUUUGGGAUCAGAGCCAGGGCGACAAAGGAGAAAUGGAGAUUUUCGAAUACAAUCAUCAAGUCCCAUAUUCAAAGAAUUUGACUAUAUAUCAAUCGGCUCCGUUCAGUUUGAUUGCGAGUUACGUGACACCUCCACCAACGUAUCCGCAAGCUCACAUAGGUGUUUUUCAAAUAAACAACGUAAAACCAACGCCCGAAGGUGAGCCUUCAAAAGUAAAGAUCAAGGUGCGCCUGAACCUAAAUGGAAUUUUGACAAUCGCUUCGGCAUCAUUGGUGGAAAAACGAGAGUUGACGCAGCAGGAGAAGGAAGAGGAAGAGAAACAACAACAGGCAAACAACAUGGAAACGGAUGGUCAACAGGAAAAAAGGGACAAGGCAGAUCAAGAGGCUCAGGCGAACGAGCCACCAGCGCCCGAGGUGAUGGCUGAUAAGAGGCGGCGGGACUCUGAUGUCGGUGAUACUGGAAAAAGUGGCAAGGGGUCUGCCCCCUCGUAUUCGUCAAGGAUACUCUCUUGGUUCAGCUCGGGCGACGAUAAAGCUGAUGAUAGCAAGGGAAAGAAAAAAGUGCCUCUACGGAUGGUUGAUCUACCUGUAGAAGCUCGAGCUGGAGGUCUUGCUCAACGCGAUCUCGAUACCGCUAUUGAGAAAGAGUGCAAAAUGAUCGCCGAGGACAAACAAGAAAAAGAGCGCAUUGAUGCCCGGAACGCCCUUGAGGAAUACGUUUACGAUCUACGUUCAAAGAUUCAAGACGAGGAUCAACUGGCGACAUUCGUUGUAGAUUCCGAAAGAGAAUCCUUGAGUCGUACCCUUGACGAGACGGAAAAUUGGUUAUACGAAGAAGGCGAAGAAUGUAAUCGACAAGUCUACAGUGAUGGUCUCUCGAAUCUCAAGGCAAAGGGCGAACCUAUCAAAGAGAGAAAGAUGGAAUUCGAAGGUAGAAAUUUGGCCUUGAACGAGCUGUCGGUUGCUCUGCAGCAUGCGAAAAUGGGCUACGAUCAAAUAAAAGCAUCGCAAGGCAAAGACGACAAAUACUCUCACAUUACCGAUGAUGAGCUCAAACAAGCCGGCAAAGCUAUCCAAGAAAAAUGGACGUGGUUGGACGAAGCUCAUGUUGUUUUUGCUAGCACACCACGUACACAACUUCCCAACAUUACCGUAGCACAGAUUCGUUCAGCAAAACAGACUUUGGACAACACUGUAAAGCCUAUACUCAACAAACCAAAACCGAAAGUUGAGGCUCCUAAGACAGAGGAAAAAUCAAAGGACAAACCGAGCGAGGACCAAAAAUCUCAUCCGCAGAACAGUCAAAGUGGAGAGUGUCCAAACGCAAAUAAUCAACAACCAGCAAACGGUGACAAGAUGGACGUUGAGUAACGCUUGUAGAGCGAAGGAUGCGACAUAUUUGGGGAUCGCCGUUAAUCCGUAACUCAAGAAUAUUGUCCCGCCAGAUUAAAAAAAAAAAAACGCAUUGAAUGCUGCCGCGAAAACAACAGAAAAAAUAAAGAGCGAGAAUUGACGAGUACUUAAAAGUCUACGGUUCAUCCUCUCGUCACUGUAAACGCAUAUUUAAUCGUCUCGAAAAAAGUACAACCCCAAGAUAAACACAAAAGAAAACUCGAAGAUGAUAAAAAAAAAAUUGCGAAAAACAUACGACUGUUUUUCUUACGCAUACCGAUGUGCACCGUGUUUACAUACACCGCAGCGUGGAUACCACAAAACUCGUUCAUACACCAUUUACUAUUACAUACUGCUACUACUACUAGUCUCCGAAAGACUCACUGCAAAUUAAAACAUUACGAAAAGUUUUUCGCGACACGACAUUCUAAUAACGCUAUGGAAUCGAAACUGUUUGCCUUCCUUUCCUAUCAUAAAAAAGUCUAUACCUCAAGCUCAUGAUAACGUCGAGAAACAGGGAAGACUGUUGAAAUCACUCGCAGCUAAACUCACUAUAAAAUUUUUUCGCGAAAGAAAAAACAACAAAACUCGCAUAAUACCAUAAUAUGAGAUCGACCUUUUGACUUUGUGUUUCAUUCGACGGACUCUAAGCACUUUUGCGCUAUAAUUGGCCAUGUUGAACGAGAAAGACAUUGGACAACGUUACAAAGAUUUUCCUAUCCCUGAAGGUUUAAUGACAGCAGCAGUAGCGGUAAUUAUGCUACAUCUAAUAAACUAAAUUAAAUAACGAAAUAAAGAAAGACGAUGAAAAUAAGGAAUAGGUAAUAUCGCUGGCGAUUUUAUGUAUUUAACGGUACAUCGAUCAUUCAUUCCACGGUCCGAAGGGACACGUAUCUUCUUUUUUUUCUAUAAACAACGAUUUGUUGGAAAAUUAACGCAAGAAUAAUCUUUAAAUGCACAGCAGAGGUAAAUCGAUCUUGUUCUAAUUUUUUCUACGUUCUCGCUUUUAUCAUUUCAGUCCGUAUCGUAAAGAUAGACUUAUCUCCAUUGAUGUUCAAUCAUGAUUUCUCUUUAUUAAACCAAUUCCGACAAUUUGAUCGAUGACGCCGUUGUUUAUGUACCAGUCGUAGUUUAAUAUCGCAUUGUGAUUAUUUAUGCUAAAUAAAUGAUUAAAUAAUUUAAA